UGAGUGUACAGUAGUUUUAGCCUGUGAGGAAGCGGAGGGAGCUGGAACUGGAUCUGUGUUGUUUGUGUUUGUCCGGGUUGGAGUUUCUCUCUCUCGGUUAGUUUAUAUUCCAUUAAACGCGGUCGGUUGUCCGGCGGAGCGGCGGGGGAAGCUCUGCGGCGGAUGGUGGACUCUGGGCGGGUGUGUGUGUGAGGAGGAGCCGGGGCGGCGGAGGAGCGGCUGGGCUUGUUUACAGUGGAUCAGCUGAUGAGUCUGGUUUUGCUCUUCAGAAAAGUAUCAGCAGAUCUUCAGCUUUACUGCUGUUAAACUGAUCAGCCCUCACCCAGCCUCACCUACACUAAUGUGCUGGUACAGUGAAUAAACCCUCUAUACUGUCUUCUGGAGAAGAUGCCGUGCACAUGUGGGAACUGGAGGAGGUGGAUCCGGCCCCUCGUGGUGCUCCUCUACAUCCUGCUGCUCCUGGUGGUCCUCCCGCUGUGUAUAUGGGAGCUACAGAAAUCAGAGGUUGGCACCCACAAUAAAGCAUGGUUCAUCGCUGGCAUUUUCGUCUUUAUGACGAUACCCAUAUCACUGUGGGGUAUCCUUCAGCAUCUGGUGCAUUACACCCAACCUGAGCUACAGAAGCCCAUCAUUAGGAUAUUAUGGAUGGUUCCAAUAUACAGUUUGGAUAGUUGGAUUGCACUGAAGUACCCCAGUAUCGCUAUCUACGUAGACACGUGCAGAGAGUGCUACGAGGCUUACGUCAUCUACAACUUCAUGAUCUUCCUGCUGAACUACCUGGGGAAGCAGUACCCCAGCCUGGUGCUGAUGCUGGAGGUUCAGGAGCAGCAGAGGCAUCUGCCCCCACUCUGCUGCUGCCCACCCUGGCCCAUGGGAGAGGUGCUGUUGCUGAGGUGUAAGCUGGGUGUUCUGCAGUAUACAGUAGUGAGACCCGUCACCACAGUCAUCGCAUUAAUUUGUCAGCUUUGUGGAGUGUACGAUGAAGGAAACUUCAAUUCCAAAAAUGCCUGGACGUACUUGGUGAUUGUGAACAAUGUUUCUCAGCUGUUUGCCAUGUACUGCCUGGUGCUGUUCUACAAGGCUCUGAGAGAAGAGCUGGGUCCCAUCAAGCCGGUGGGGAAGUUCCUCUGUGUCAAACUUGUCGUGUUUGUGUCUUUCUGGCAGGCUGUGGUCAUCGCUCUGCUGGUGAAAGUGGGAGUGAUUUCAGAGAGACACACCUGGGACUGGGACAGUGUGGAGGCUGUGGCCACUGGACUGCAGGAUUUUAUCAUCUGUGUAGAGAUGUUCCUCGCAGCCAUUGCUCAUCACUUCAGCUUCACCUACAAGCCUUACAUCCAGGAAGCAGAGGAGGGCUCCUGCUUCGACUCCUUUCUGGCCAUGUGGGAUAUAUCAGACAUCCGGGCCGACAUCUCGGAGCAAGUACGCAACGUUGGGAGAACGGUUAUGGGCCGUCCGAGGAAGAGCUAUUUCAGUGAGGAGGCUGAGGAGGAUGAACACACUGGGCUGCUUUCGGACCCUGGCCUGGACGCUUCGUCCACACCCCCGUCUCCAUCGGGACGUUACCAUGGCCUGGGGCGCACCGCCACGCCCCACUCUUACUCUGCUCCUGCUGAGCUGUGCUCUGCGCCGUGGGACGGAGACGUGGAUGACAUCACACCAACCGUGGUGUCUGGUGACGGUAGUAAACAGCUGCACACAGACUAUGCUGAAAUCACUUAACGGAAGGACGGUCACAUGCUACCAAAGCUAAAGCAGAUAGGGCACAUUGAGCUGAAUGAGCGCUGUCUGCUGGAGAAUCUGCUGAAGUGAGUGAAUAAUCUCGACCCUAGCAUCCAAUAGCCGACUCACCGCAGACCUGAUGUUCAGACGUGUCCAUCAGGUAGGUGUUGGGUGAAGCUUUAGUAGCUGGGGCUCACCAUCCAAACUAGACUGUCCAUUUUUCUCAUGCCAUUUUAGUUUUUAUGAUGAGACAUGACCAAAAAACAUGCAAGAUUAAGCACAUUAUAGUCACAGGCCCAAUCCCAUUUAUUAUUUUAUCCCUACCACCUAUUUUUACAUGUGCCUCUUCUCUUUGGAACUGAGUAACAAGGGGAAGUGGUUUGAAUUUUUUCCUCCUGCGUCCAGUCAGCUGUACUGUAUUGUCAACAGUAGGGCUGCACGAUAUAUCAUUUAAACAUCGUCACUGUGAUGUGCGCAUGUACAAAAGUCACAUUGCAGGACGUGUGAUGUCACUUAAGGCAGUUAAAUCAAACACAUCAUGUUGCAAAGUUUUGGCAAGAAGUAGUUACCGCAUGGUCUCCAUCCACAUGGUUGGGCACGUGCUUGUAAACGUGAGCACGUGUCGAAAGCUGUGCACCUCAGUCUGGCACAGUUUUGAGCAGAUAUUUCCAGUUACAGUGGAAUUCACGCUUUUAAUCCCAGAAAACCACUCCUUUUUUAUUUACCUUUUAAAAAGGCAUUUAAAUGCCUCAUUAAAGGGCCGAUUACUGUUGUUUUGUUGUUUUCCUCAGGUUUUAAGUGCUCGGCGCUGACUCGGCUCUUAAUCAGUCCAGACGCGAGAUAUGCAUAAAGUACACGUAACCUAUGACGUAGGAUCAAUGCAGAAGUUUAAAAUGGCCUUUAGAAAUGAGUCAACUCAUCAAGGAUCUUUAGCUUCCUACAGCUGAGAAAUUCUAUUAGCUAUCCACUAGUAUCUUUUUCUAAUUUUUCUAUUCCACCUUAAGUGAAGCAGCAUAAAUUGGCCCUUAGAAAUGGGACAACCCAUCAAGGAUCUAAUAAAUUGUCAAAACAACUUAUAUAUAUAACCAGGAAAUAUUAAGUUAUUUUGACAACGCAUUAGAUCCUUGAUUGGUGGAGGUGGAACAGAAAUCUUACCUUGUUAGUCAGCUACUGAGACAUACUAAAGGUACUUGCAGAUUGUUUAUGCUGUUGCUUGUUUUAAAGUAAAGGGCUGUAAUAUAUUGAAACUACUUUAAACUAAGAUAAUGCAAAGAUUAUUGUAAUUAAUUUUAACAAAAAAUUCUACAUUUGUAGUUUUAUGUAGUCACAUGUUUUACAAUAUAGCAAGUGAAUUAGGACAUCCUAACCCUAGGUGUAAUUGUGCAAAAUAGUGGUAUGGGCAAGGUGUGAAAUGGGAUUGGGCCUUAGUCUAGCAAAAUCUAAUUUACCACAUAUCAAAAACACACAGCCGAACCGUUUAGACAGCUGUACGAAUGUUACAGGUAACGUGAAUGAUAAGCAGCGAGACUUAAUCGCCAUUUCCUUCUCCUAAGAUAAUCUUAUUCACUUUUUAAUGUCUUUUUUUUAUGAUUUUAUUUCAAAACAGUGAAUCAUGUUUGCUGAUUACAUGUGUACUGAUCCAGUGCCAAGGUGAUGUUAGCAAUAGCAGCUAACAGAGAUUAUUGUGAGAGAAGAACUGACUUUUGUCACUGGGCAUUUUCACACCUGUAGUUGGUUAGUUUUGCUCUAAAUCAGUUAACGAGUUUAUAAAGUUUGGGCAUUUUAACCUUACUUUGGUUUGUUUUAACACUACAGUGAUAAAUCCAAGUUUGCUAAAAGGCAUCAUAACAAACCAUGUUAAAAAAUGCUCUCUGCUUAUUGGUCAGAGCUGUCUGUGGUAGAGACUUUACAAUAAACCAAAUUUUUAUCGUUAUCUUACAAAAACAUCUCGAAAAAUUGCAUUAUCUGCAUGCACCAACAGAGGGAGCGCUCUCGUGCUGCAGACUGUGAUCACAUGACAUAACCAGGCUGGAGGUAGAGUGAGGUAAAGCUCAAUAGGGCACGCUUACACUGAGGCCUGUCACGAGAAAAGUUUUUAAAUUGCCGAUAAAUUGUCCCUGGAUUUUUCGUCCUGUUUUUAAUCUGCUUAAUAUCCACGCAAAUAAACUCAGCUGCAAUAUUGUGGUCCUCAAAAAUGGUCAGUGUAAUGCUAAUGUAUUGUUUGGUAUGUCUAAUGUAAUUAUCAAGACAUACCUAACUACUACUUGUGAGUGCAUUGAAGCCAAGUGCAGAUAAACAGUUAACUACAUUUAAUCAAUUAAUUUAUUAUGUUUUACAUCAAUAUUGUAAUAUUCAGUAGCAUUAUCACAUAUCCUAUUUUUGGGUGGAGCAAAAAAAGUAAAUACAAUAAGAAGGUCCUGUGUAGGUAUGGCAUUAUUUCAUAGUUUUGUGUAAUGUACAAGCUUGCGUUUAUUUUGGGGCACAUCCAAGUAUGAUUUAAUGUAUUUAGACCUGCCCAAACAAACCGCACACAGCACCAAGAGUGAAAACGAAGCUUAAAAAAAGUCCAGGUGUGAAAAUGCCCUUAGUAUAAACUGAGAGUUUUUUUUUAUUGUUUUUUUUUAUUUUUAUUUUAAAUGAUUUUAUGACUGGCCUAAAGUGCACAACAUGUUUUAAAUGCAUGGAGCUUUUCCAAUUCUAGCCUCUGAGCACGUAUCCUGUACAUCUGCCUGUUACGUUUAUCCAAAUUACUUUUUUAUAAAUCUAUCUUAAAGGGAUAUUUCAGCAUUCUGCGGUUUAAUUAAUUAAUAGUUUAAUAAUUAUUAAUAAUUUUCUUGUUUCAGCCAGAAAGUAAAUGUAGUACAUCAAUUUGCCAUAACAUUAUGACCACCUUGUUUCUAUACUCUUGUCUAUUUGUAUCAGAUCCACUGGUUAGAUGGGAACAUUUUUCUUCAAUACUCAGGACCCCACAGGAUAAACAAACAAAAAAAUACCACAGAGCAGCACAGUAUUUUUUGGGUAUCUCUGUGGUGAUUUUCUAUCCUGUGUGGUUCUGAGUAUUGAAGAACAAGGUGAAAGGAGGAUAAUAAUAAAAUAUACAGGGAAACAGAUACAGAACUACAGUCUGUGACUAUUAUAUAACUGUAAAGAGUCCUAUAUGAUCAGUGGAGUUGAUGUAAAGGACAGUGAGAGUAGAAACUAGGCAGUGGUCUUAAUGCUGUGGCUGAUUAGUGUAUGUGGGUUAUAGUUUUGUGUAUGAGUUGAGGUCACUGACACACCUCUUUUAUUCUUGACAUUUUUUCUUUUUAUUAUUAUUAUUUCAUUUUAAGCUUUUAAGGAAAUGUUUAUCUACCAAAGCACACUUGUGCUGCUGUUCAUAAAAAUCCUGUCUGUCUGAAUUUCAGUUUUUGAUUUAUUGUAAUUUUUUUUUUUUUUGUAUGUUCUCACAAUGCUUGAGAAUGCAGAUCAAUAAUAAAUCCUAAUAUGAUAUCUGCUGUAUCUAAAAAGCACCUAAGGAACAUCUUUGCGGCUAUAAAUCACUUACAGUCCUUGUUUACCUCAUUAUAUCUGCUGAAUUGGGGUGGAGCAUCUUUAACACCGUCACCAAUCAAUAAACUUAACAGGAGUGUGUAAAAAAAA
This is a messenger RNA of Astyanax mexicanus (Mexican tetra), 5358 nucleotides long. It is a transcript of the gene tmem184c, whose product is annotated as transmembrane protein 184C. Lineage: Eukaryota; Metazoa; Chordata; Actinopteri; Characiformes; Acestrorhamphidae. Gene Ontology annotation, molecular function: transporter activity. Gene Ontology annotation, biological process: transport. Bases 388 to 1719 code for a protein of 443 amino acids. The transcript has 11 exons. The record is from RefSeq and is a predicted model, not a curated record.